Molecule: messenger RNA, 2640 nt
Organism: Anopheles bellator
Lineage: Eukaryota; Metazoa; Arthropoda; Insecta; Diptera; Culicidae
Gene: Naglu
Product: alpha-N-acetylglucosaminidase
Exons: 3
Coding region: 1-2352 (783 amino acids)
Source: RefSeq, a predicted model, not a curated record
AUGAGGAGUGUUUUAAUAUUGUUACUUGCGACACCCUGGUGGCCCCACGGGGACGCCGCCAUCCCUGACUACGCGGCCCACAUUCUCAAGCACAUGCGCCCACAAGCAUCGGCCAGUGUCCAGCGGAAGGCCGCACUGGAGGUGAUCGCCCGAACGAUCGGUGCGGAACAAGCGGCACCGUUCCGGGUGCAGAUUGACAGCUCCCUGGAAAGAAAUACGUUUCACAUAUUCAAAGAUGAAGCUGCGGCGAACCCUGCGGUGGUGCAGAUCGUCGCCUCGAGCGGAGUGGCUGCCACGAAGGCAUUCUACCACUAUCUGAAGCGCUACUGCCACUGCCUGGUAGCCUGGGAAGGGUCGCAACUGCGGCUACCGGUUCCGCUGCCGGCCGUCAAUGAAACCGUAACGGCUCCCAGUGCCUUCGUCUACUACCAGAACGUGUGCACGUGGUCAUACUCGUUCACGUGGUGGCGCUGGACGCAGUGGCGGACCCACAUCGACUGGAUGGCACUGCAGGGGAUCACGCUGAGCCUGGCACCGUUCCAGGAGGACGUUUGGAUCGACCUGUAUCUGGAGUACAACCUAACGGCACCGCAAAUCGAGAACCACCUGUCGGGGCCGGGCUUUUUCGCCUGGCAACGAAUGGGUAACAUCCGCGGCUGGGGAGGACCACUGAUGGAGAGCUUCGCCCAGUUCGGUCGCACCCUGCAGCAGCGCAUGGUCCACGAGAUGCGACGACUCGGAAUGAUGGUGGCGUUACCGGCGUUCGCCGGCCACCUUCCGGUACCGUUCCGGGCGCUCUACCCAAACACCAAGUUCGCCAACGUGUCCGUGUGGAACGGCUUUCCGCCCCAGUACGCGAGCCCCCUGUUCCUCGACCCAACGGAGCCGCUUUUCGGGGAACUCGGCUCGCGGUUCCUGGCGCGCAUGAUCGAGCGGUACGGUAGCGAUCACGUGUACUUUGCCGACCCGUUCAACGAAAUCGAUCCGGUCUCGUCCGGCGGCAAGUACCUCACGAGUGUGGCCUCUUCGAUCUACGACGCAAUGGCGGAGGUAGAUCCGCUGGCUGUCUGGCUGCUGCAGGGCUGGAUGUUUGUGAAGAAUCCCUUCUGGAGCGAUCGUGCCAUCCGUGCCUUUCUGACGGCCGUUCCGACUGGCCGGAUGUUGGUGCUCGACCUUCAAUCGGAACAGUUCCCACAGUACGGACGCACCGAAUCGUACGCCGGCCAACCGUUCAUCUGGUGCAUGCUGAGCAACUUUGGCGGAACCCUCGGUAUGCUCGGUACAGUGGAGCGCGUGUACCGCGGAAUCGGCAGCACGCGCGGCAACGCAACGUACACGAUGCUCGGUGUCGGAAUUACGCCGGAGGGUAUCAACCAGAACUACGGUCUGUACGAGUACGCCCUCGAAAUGGGGUGGUACGACGACCGGCAGGACCCGGAGCAGAUGGACCCGGAGCGGUGGUUCCGCCGCUACGCCCGGGCGCGUUACGGAACCGGCGGCGAAUCGCAGGCCCAAGAAGCGUGGGACAUUUUCCGCACUACCGUAUACUCGUACGCCGGCCAGGUGCGCAUGCACGGCAAGUACACCUUCAAUCGGCGACCGAGUACCAAGAUUAAUCCCUGGGUUUGGUACAAUGUGACCGCUUUCAACGAGGGCGUACAGCGGUUGCUCUCUUUUGCCGAAGAGAGUUACUGCAACGCGCUCUGCCGGUACGAUGUGGUCGACGUGACGCGCCAGUUGGCCCAGAACGUGGCCGACGCGCUCUACCUCACGCUGAUGGAUAAUUACCGGCGCAAAAACAUCGAGCGCUUUGGCCUGCACGCGAAUCAGUUCCUGGAGUUGCUGGCCGAUCUCGACCGAUUGUUGGCCAGCGAGCAGCACUUCCUUCUGGGACCCUGGCUCACGGCAGCCCGGGAGUUUGGUGAAACGCCACUCCAACGGCAGAAGUACGAGUACAACGCACGCAUCCAGAUAACGCUAUGGGGCCCGCAGGGACAGAUCGUGGACUACGCUAACAAACAGUGGGCCGGUAUGGUGCAAGACUUUUUCGUGCCCCGCUGGCGCGUAUUUCUCACCGAACUGGGCAUUGCCCUCGCCGCGAACGGAACGGCAAGCGAUUCGCGAAUACGCGACAAGGUGUUCCGCAACGUCGAGCUGCCGUUCACCACGGACGACAAACGGUACGCCACGGUCGCUUCCGGCGAGGAUCCAGUGCGCCUGGCGCGCUCGCUGUACAACAAAUGGUCCAGCAUCGCAGGCGGACUGUCGGAAGUACCGGUGACUCCGCCGGCACCACCGGCACGGCUGCUUAAGCCUGUCAAACGUCGCAAUCGGAUUUCGGUAUUGGGCUGAAUAACCUGUGGAAGGAUUCACGAUCACGGUAGGGUCUUAACGUUCCAACACGUGUUCCAGCCAGUCCUGUCAUCAAGCGUUCGAGUUCCGUGUUCGAUUAAAGGCAUUUCAUAUUUUUGUUAUGCUCGUGUCUUGACAUUGCAAUUUACAAUAGGUCCAUAGGUUGUGUCCUCGAUUAAUUUUAGUGUUUCUCAUAUAAACAUCGUUAAUGUGGGGGCAAACGGCGCCGUUUACCCUCUGCUAACCAACCAGCGGGGUUCGAGCCAGACCAGAUGCCAUUCCGAUCGA